This is a messenger RNA of Salarias fasciatus (jewelled blenny), 2685 nucleotides long. Its product is annotated as zinc finger protein GLI4-like. The record is from RefSeq and is a predicted model, not a curated record. The transcript is spliced from 2 exons. Lineage: Eukaryota; Metazoa; Chordata; Actinopteri; Blenniiformes; Blenniidae. Gene Ontology annotation, molecular function: RNA polymerase II cis-regulatory region sequence-specific DNA binding; DNA-binding transcription factor activity, RNA polymerase II-specific. Gene Ontology annotation, biological process: regulation of transcription by RNA polymerase II. Bases 51 to 1232 code for a protein of 393 amino acids.
CCGCUGUGUUGUCGUGUCUCACAGGAAAUAUUUCAUCUCCUGCAGCAACAAUGAGUUCAGUUCAGGCUUUGAGAGAGUUUAUCAACGAGCGGCUAGCAGCUGCUGCUGGAGAAAUAUUCACCGUGUUUGAACAAACUAUCAUCCAGUAUGAGGAGGAGAUUGACCGACAGCGCAGAUUGUUCGAAACGAGCUGCAACCCUCACAGGAAGUUACACAGAACAGAGGAUUCUGAGGAAGAGCAGCUCAGUAACAAGGAGACAGACUCCAUUCUAGACCAGGAAGAUGUGGAACCUCUGGAGAUGAAAGAUGACCUGGUGGAACCCGGAACCAGCCAGGAGGAGGAUCAGUUCCUGCUCAAACAGGAGACCGAUAUCUUCAUGAGGACUUCAGCUGAUAAGCAAGCGCCAGAGCCAGGCCUCGAACACUUCCACCCCCACAGCUCUGAGGUGGCUGCCAGUCAAGUUCAGAGGCGAGGGAAGCGCGUCGUCUCUGCAUCAACAUCAACAACAACAACAACCACCACCACCGCGUCCGAGCUGAAUUCCAGCAGAAGUCGUCCCACCAACAGUGUGGACGACUGUCCCGCGUCAGGGAAUCCCAGCCAGGCACAACCAGAUAAAACAUGUUUACAAUGCGGCGUCUGCGGAAAAACGUUUAAGCGUGCUUCUCAAAUGCUGCUCCACCACAGAGUCCACACAGGUGAGAAGCCAUAUUUGUGUGGAACAUGCGGCAAGACAUUUAAUCAUAAACACCAUUUGAAGAAUCACAUGAUAAUCCACACAGACGAGAAACCUUUUUUUUGUGAUAUUUGCAGUAAAGGUUUCAAGCACAAAAGUUCUUAUUUGAGCCAUCUCAAAAUACACCGAGGGGAGAAGCCGCACGCCUGCGACGCGUGCGGGAAACGGUUCUGCGAGCGCAGUAAUCUGUUGGUGCACAUGAGGUGUCACACCAACGAAAGGCCAUUUUUCUGUGAAACCUGUGGUAAGAGUUACAAAUACAGAAAUUAUUUGUUGGUCCACAUGAGAACUCACACGGGCGAGAAGCCUUUCCUCUGUAACACUUGCGGGAAAGGAUUUCGGACUUCAUCGGCUAUGCACAAGCAUGCAGUGAUCCACACCGGGGAGAAGCCAUUCUCAUGCAUCGAAUGCGGUAAAUGUUUCAGCGUACAGGACACUUUGUUGCGGCACAUGAUGACGCACGUGGGACCGAGAAGGUUCCAGACACAAGAGUGAGUUUGCGAAAUAUAAGAACUCACAAAGCUGAAGAGACGCAGUCAAGAAGUUAUCGACGAGAAGCUUGGAGGAAAAAAAAACUGUCGGGUUAAAAGUCAUGGAUGAAAGUACAACUCUCAGAGUUAACAUAGUUUUUACGUAGUUUGCGUGUUAAAUUGUACAUUUGUAUAUACUGCAAAAGCAUUUCCAGGUCAGACUGGUCGGUGGACACGGCGGAUCUCACUAAAGCUUUCUCUCUGCUUAGUUUUCAACAUGCUGGAAGUAAGAAUCUUCAGGUGUGUGAGCUGUUUCAGUUCAGCUCCUUGUGGAACGAUGUGGAUCCACUUGGAUUUCAAUGACUUCACUGCACUUAACUUUCAUUUGCUUGUUGAUUGAAACGGAUUCGACAGUGGAACGUUACAGUUGGGUAGUUUUUGAGACACUUGUCGUGGCUUUGCUUCAGCCAUGUUGGACGGUUUCAGAAUCAACGUGAAGAACUUUGGGCUAAGCCUCCUCAGUCAGAUCAUGAAUUAAGCCAGGUUUAUACUUGCACGAUUCUGUGGCACGCAUUGGCACGAAUGGAGUCGCAAACCUCUCUUAAAGUGGCGUGAAGUGUGCGUAAACCCGCCGUGACUGCGUGCCAUGUCGGGACGAGAAUUUUGAAAUGUUAAAAAUUUUGGGCACGACAAAAUAUCGCGACCGGGCCGUGAACUAUGCGCUAACUGUUCGUGAACUCCUCGUGAACGCGUCGGGACAAUGCGGGAGGAAGCUGCCAGUCGUGACAUGGCAUGCACUGCCACGCACUGCAACAAAUAGUUCACCAACCCGAAUUGCACAACCACGUCGUGCCAACAUAAACUAUGCGCAAACUAUGUGUGAAUGCAUCGUGCCAGUCCGUAACACUGACGGGCGCGCAUUCGUGAACUAUUCGUGAACUGGUCGUGAACAGUGCGGGAGCCCGCCAGUUGGGUGACUCCAGAUUGGCACGCCUUGCCACGACAACAUCGCACAAAAGACAUGCUUGGUCAAGUGAUGCAGGAAGUACUGAGACUGUUUGUAUGGUCACUCAGAAUAUUUCAGCUAUUAUUUAUUUUUAUUUUGUGAAUGAUAAAACUGCAUGGCAGUUGUUUAUUUUGUUUUAUUAUUGCUUGUGAUCUGAAGCAGCAUGGCAAGUACAGAGUGUUUGGAAUGUCACUCAGAAUUUUCUCAGUCAUUGCUUUCAUCCCAUGGCAGUUUUUUAUUACUGCUUGUGAACUGAUGCAGGACAGAGAAUACUGAGAAUGUUUGAAUAGGUUGCCAAUUGAAGCACUGCAGUUUCUUUAGUUUUGCCAAUUGAAGCACUGAAGGUUGCUUAGUUUUGCAAUUGAAACACUGUCGUUCAUUUUUCAGUGAAAAAGAAAAGCCCACAAUGGUUGAUGGAAAAAUACUUUGAAAAGUAUAUUUAAUUGUUUUUGCAUAAUUCAAUAAACAUUGA